CUUCACCAAAACAAAUCUACGAAACAACGACUUCGAGACGUCCGCGCAGAUCACCACGCGAAGUCUCGCACGCACUUGCGCACUAAACAGUUGUGAGCGAGUGCGAAGUAACGAGUCACGAUGAAGUAUCAAUACCUUGCUGUAUUCGCUGCCGCAGCUGCAGUCACCGUGGCGCAGCCUCAUCAGCGCAACCAUCGCCAUGCUCAAGCACACGCUGCGCGCAUGGCCCGCCCAGACAAUGCUGUGUAUGCGCCCGCGCCCGUCGAGACAGUGAUCGUGUACGAGUUGGACGGUCGCCUGAUCACUGAGGAAGAGACUCGUCGAGGUAUUGCCAAUGGCACUCUGCGCUGGGGCGACGAUGGCAUCUUGUCAAGUUCCGUCAAGCUGCCUAUCGCGCUUCCCACGGCUCCGCCAGUUGCGCCCUCGAGCGAAGUGAAAGAGCCUGCCCAGAAGCAGCCCACCACCACUCAAGUCCAGCAUGCCGAGACUCAAUUGGCGGCCCCAUCCGAGGCUUCUGCUACGGUCGCGCCUGCUUCGUCUUCAGCGCCGGCGCCGUCUUCAGCACCAGCUCCACCCCCGCAAGAAGCCCCAGCGGCACCAGCACCGGACGCGUCGCCAGAUGAUCCCAAUGACCUUGUUGACGACAACGGUAACUGCCCAUCUUGCGACCAGCCCUUCCCUAACGGUGUCAUCCCGUGCAGUCAGUUCCCUUAUGGCUACGGCGCUAUGCCUCUGAACCACGAGGGACUGGGCGGUUGGUCUGGCAUCCAGGAUCCUGUAUACCGUGGCGCUGAUGGCUUCGACAACAUCAGGACAGUGGUCAAGGGCUCAUGCUCCGAUGGCUCGUGCUGCACAGAAGGAACGUACUGCUCCUACGGCUGCCCGAACCCCUACCUCAAGCUGUCCUUCCCCAAGAAGCAGGGCAAGACUGGCCAGACUAUCGGUGGGCUUUUCUGCAAUGAAAAAGGCAUGCUCGAGCUGGCCGAUGGCUCUAUUGGCAAGACGCUCUGCGGCAAGGGCUCCGAAAAGAUGACGGUCAAGGUGCAGAACAAGCUCAAGAAGUCUGUCUCUAUCUGCCGCACUGACUACCCUGGCACUGAGUCCAUGACCUUUCCUCUUACCAUCGGAUCUGGUGAGACCGGCUACCUGGCGAAUCCAGACCAGAGCAAGUACUUCUUCUGGGAAGGCAAGCCUACCUCCGCUCACUAUUACGUCAACAAGCAGGGCGUCCCUGAGAGCGAAGCCUGCACCUGGGGUCAUGACGGCGGGGGCGUCGGCAACUGGUCACCCACAAUCUUUGGCACCUCUUUCGAUGACAUCGCCUCCAACGUCGGCUACUCUAGCUUGAAGCAAAACGAGCUGAACUUGAAUGAAAAGCUUGAUUACUCGAUCACCUUUGUCGGCGAUGGUGUCACCAACGCUUGCAAGUACAAGGCAUCGACAGACAAGUACGGACAGGGCGACAAGUGGUUCAACAGCAUCGAGGACGGCUGCACCGCUGGCAUCAGUGAAGGCAGCACUUUGACCCUUGUCCUGACCGACGACUAAUCGCCGUGAGGCCUGCUCAGUCUUUGGCUCGGCCAACAUCUUCUCUGUCCAUGUUUCCCGAUGUCGAAUUCCACGAUCUUCUGUACCUUUUCAUAUCCUGGUUCAUACUUCAACGCCGAGAACGCGCGCGGAUCUCUA
Didymella exigua CBS 183.55 is the source of this 1686-nucleotide messenger RNA. Its product is annotated as glycoside hydrolase family 132 protein. The transcript is spliced from 3 exons. Lineage: Eukaryota; Fungi; Ascomycota; Dothideomycetes; Pleosporales; Didymellaceae. Gene Ontology annotation, biological process: fungal-type cell wall organization. Gene Ontology annotation, cellular component: fungal-type cell wall; cell surface. The record is from RefSeq and is a predicted model, not a curated record. The coding region runs from base 121 to 1548 and encodes 475 amino acids.